This is a messenger RNA of Trematomus bernacchii (emerald rockcod), 3216 nucleotides long. RefSeq names its product transcriptional activator protein Pur-beta. Gene Ontology annotation, biological process: regulation of transcription by RNA polymerase II. The transcript has a single exon. The record is from RefSeq and is a predicted model, not a curated record. Gene Ontology annotation, cellular component: nucleus. Gene Ontology annotation, molecular function: RNA polymerase II transcription regulatory region sequence-specific DNA binding; DNA-binding transcription factor activity, RNA polymerase II-specific; purine-rich negative regulatory element binding. NCBI's taxonomy places the organism in Eukaryota, Metazoa, Chordata, Actinopteri, Perciformes, Nototheniidae. Bases 81 to 1043 code for a protein of 320 amino acids.
GUCCGGUUUCCUCAGUGUGCUCUGCAAGCGAGGGGGUGGGGGUCAAAGAUACGCAGAGAAACGGGCUGCUGGUGGCGAAGAUGGCGGAUGGGGACAGUGGCAGUGAGCGCGGUGGUGGUGGCAGCAGCAGCGGCGGCGGCGGAGGUGGAGGAGGAGGAGGUGGAGGAGGUGCAGGAGGUGCAGGAGGUGGAGGAUUUCAGCAUUACCAGCGGGAAACGGAGACCCAGGAGCUGGCCUCGAAGCGGCUGGACAUUCAGAACAAACGCUUCUACCUGGAUGUAAAGCAAAACGCCAAAGGCCGGUUCAUCAAAAUCGCCGAGGUCGGCGCAGGGGGCUCUAAAAGUCGGCUGACCCUCUCUAUGUCAGUUGCGGCAGAGUUCCGCGACUACCUGGGGGAUUUCAUAGAGCACUACGCCCAGCUUGGGCCUAGCACACCGGAGCAGAUCGCUCAAUCAUCCGGCGGGGAUGACACCGGGCCUAGACGGGCCUUGAAAAGCGAGUUCCUGGUGCGUGAGAACCGUAAAUACUACCUCGACCUCAAGGAGAACCAGCGGGGUCGGUUUCUCCGGAUCCGACAGACCGUCAACCGAGGCCCCGGUUUUGGAGUUGGAGCGGGUGGCAUCCCCGGUGCUGGCCUCCAGUCCGGACAAACCAUCGCACUCCCGGCCCAAGGCUUAAUAGAGUUCCGCGACGCCUUGGCUAAGUUGAUUGACGACUACGGGGGAGAUGAGGAGGAGCUGUCCGGCGGCGGAGGGGCCGGGGGCUACAGCGAGCUUCCAGAGGGCACCUCGAUCAUGGUGGACUCCAAGCGCUUCUUCUUUGACGUGGGGUCCAACAAGUACGGAGUUUUCUUGCGGGUGAGCGAAGUGAAGCCCAGUUACAGAAACUCUAUAACCAUCCCCUUCAAGGCGUGGAGCAAGUUCGGGGGAGCAUUCAGCCGCUACGCCGAGGAAAUGAAAGAGAUCCAGGAGCGGCACCGGGAUAAGAUGUACGAGAGGACACCUGGAGAGGAAUCGGAGGGCGACGACGUGGAAGACGAUUGAUGGAGAGGUGGCUAUAUUGUGAUGAAGCUGACAACAUAAUGCAAAGCCUGGCGAUAAACAAGAGAGAGCAACGACUAUUCUGUGCAUGACGAAUCGAAAAAUGCUACAACAACGGAGUAAAACAAAAACAUAUAUAUAUAUAUAUAUAUAUAUAUAUAUAUAUUUGACUGAGAAAUUACUGUCUAUAUCAGAGAAUCAUGUCCUAAAGUUUAGAUGGAUGUUAUAGCUAAAUGAGUGGGGACUGCAGUAGUCAGCUCCUGUAUGAGAUCCCCCAUUGAUAUAACAUUUUUAGAUAUAUAUAUAUAAAUAUAUAUUAACUUUGUAUUUGAUAACCUCACAUGUAGCCCAGCAAAUUAAGUUUGACAGUACUCAAGAGAUACACCUAUAGGUUACCAGACCCACCUCCAAUGGUGAGAGCUCACCUGGGGCUGACCUGUAGUCUGUGUUAUGAUAAUAAGGAAGUGUGACAUACUCAUACCAGCAGGAGCAGAGUGGGAAUGAGACAGAGCGCCUGCAUCACUCACCAUGGUUGUGUGUGCGUUUUUUCGUCUAAAGUGACCUGUAACAAAUGGCUUGCCCAGACAGACCCACAACACCCAGAGCCACCGUCUCAGCUAUAGAGGGAAUCCUUGGCAUCUCAGGACAUCCACUAAGCCCAGCGAGGUGAUCUGUUACAAGCACAUUUAUCAUUUGGAUUCUCUGGACAGUCCAUUUGACUCCAAACGACCUCCUGCCCCCCCUCUCCCUCCUGGGCAUCCCUCCGGUGCUAACCUCCUGCUCUGAUAGCUGAUACGUGGGCCUCCUUACGCGUGGCUCGUUUUGUCAGGGCUGGCUAGUCCAAUCUGUAUUCCUGAGUAUAUUAGCAUUUCCUGUGCCUGUGCAUCAUCCUUAAGAGGUUCUGGCUGCAGAUCUGGUCAGCAAGGUGCUGCAGUCGAGACGUCUGUGGCAACUGAUGAUGUUUCAUAUGAUGCAGGCCCACGUUUCACCCCUGUGACCUUUUCAUCAUAGGGGGCACGGUGAGCUCGGGCCUUUAGCACCCGUCGCAAUUUUUCCAGUUAAAUCUUAAUAUGCCGGGCUUGAGCUAUUAUUUAAGAUGCGCCAUUUGGAUCCUUUAUUCUUGAACUCAGACCAUUAUUGAAGCAAUAUUCAGUCUGAUUGAUUGUAAGAAAAAAAUUAGGUCCUCUUGGAAAACAAAGCUGUUACCUUAAAAAAAUAUAUACUGGAAGAGAUUUACUUACUUAAUGAUCAAGUAUAGAUUUAAUUAUUUUUCAAAAGAGAUAUAUUAAAAGAUGUCUUGGAAUUAUGAGACAUUUAUUAGAUAAUGCUGCCUAAAGUGGCUUAUUUAAAACACUAAACUUGGAUGCAACUGUCCAGGGUGAUAUUUCAUGCUUUUUUCCCUAACAUUUAUUUUAUUCCUUAGAGGAAAUUAAGAAGAGUACAAACAAAUUGAUAACAAAGUAUGUUAUAGCAAUUUCUAGAAGCAACUUCACUGAAGUAGUUUCUCAGCAAACACUCAGCACUCCAGUUCACUUUACAAAGCAUCAAGUUGUCCCCUCGUUUCAAUCCACUCGUUUUAACCAUGUUUUGUCACAAAUUGGCUUUCCAUCAGUUGCCAUAUGACGCAAACAAAAACUUGCAAUCAUUGACAUUUGUCUUCAGUGCUCCUUUUUAAAAAUAUGAUUAUUUCUGCAUGCAUGCUCUUAUGCGGAGCUGCCUUGUGUUCUUUAAUUUAGCAUAUUCUGAUUACUGUAUGAUGGUAUCUAUCCAUUUUUGAGAGCCGUUUAAAGUUUUAUUUCUUGCAAUGGAAACAUUUUAAGUUUACUUCUCAGCCUGAUAUAAAAAAAAAAGCCACAAAGUCUCUGUGCUUUGGGGAAUGUUACUUUCAUUGUCCCACUUCCUUUGGUGUGUAAAUCUCUCGUUGAAUUGUAUUUGACCCACUUUAACACAGCAGAGAAAUGCCAUAUGAAAAAAGUUAACACAUGGGAGCAAUAGUUUUUUUCUUCUUUUCUAUUGAUAUAAAUAUACUAUAUAUAAUGUUACAUAUGAGAUUGAACUACAUCCUUCUUCCUGUACUGUGUUACGUGAAAUGGCAGCUGUUUCAGUUAUGUGUGUUCUGCUGUAAUAUUCUACCGAGUUCCUUUCAACGAGAAAUAAAAAAGGUUUUUGCUCAGGA